Molecule: messenger RNA, 882 nt
Organism: Tilletiaria anomala UBC 951
Lineage: Eukaryota; Fungi; Basidiomycota; Exobasidiomycetes; Georgefischeriales; Tilletiariaceae
Exons: 1
Coding region: 189-809 (206 amino acids)
Source: RefSeq, a predicted model, not a curated record
UGCGCAAACUGGCGAGUCCAGAGGGCCUUUUCCCCUGAUUCCGGGGCUGCCCACCAGGCAUCUGCACUCCUUGAGGCACGCGCGCGCGCACACGCUGCACGAGCAACUUGAAUGUUUUUCAAUGAGUUCAGUCGAGAGCCCCCGCCUAUGACCAGAAGUCACCCGCCGCGGCAGUCAAUCCGUUUCCCAUGCGCUCGCCGCCUCACCGGGGUUCUUCAGACAUCAACGCAAUUCCGUCCGCUGUUAUCCUCCCCCUAUAUUCAUUUGCACUAGUAGUAGUAGUAGUAGUAGUAGUAGUAGUAGCAGCAGCAGCAGGCGUAGUAGUAGCAGGCGUAGUCGCAGUAGGUUUAGUUGGUAGUACUGCUACUGCCUGCCUCGCGUGUUUCACACAGGCGUGCGUUUGCGCGUGUGUGUGUGUCAGCGGGCAAUCACAGGUCACACUCUCGUCUCUAGUGUGUGGUGCAAAGCGCAACAGUCUUGCGAUCAGAACCAAGCGGCAACAUCGUCGACGCUUCGAUCGCUCCCUCUCCUUCGUCACCUCACAUAGGGAUCGCCACGGCACACCACGUCCGGUCUCCUGCUCGCCCCUCUCUGCAACCAAGCAGCAGGCAGAUCGUCGCGUAACAAGCGAGCGCGAGCAAACAACUCGCCCCUUCCUCGGCGACUCUCAGCCGGCCGUGGAUCUCAACCCAACACUGCGACACACGACUGGUCUCUUCGCGGUUGUGUUCCACUGCCAAAGGGGGAAGGGGGUUUGGGGUUUGCGUAUUGCGGUCACCUUCACACCAUCCACAGUUCACAUCGACUAACGCGGACACAUCUUGAUUGGCCAGCAUGUCUCUGCUAUCACGAAGACAGGCCAGCGCGAGCACGGCGGUUGUG